This is a messenger RNA of Pisolithus orientalis, 1179 nucleotides long. RefSeq names its product cyclophilin-like domain-containing protein. The record is from RefSeq and is a predicted model, not a curated record. Gene Ontology annotation, cellular component: endoplasmic reticulum; fungal-type vacuole. NCBI's taxonomy places the organism in Eukaryota, Fungi, Basidiomycota, Agaricomycetes, Boletales, Pisolithaceae. The transcript has 12 exons. Gene Ontology annotation, molecular function: peptidyl-prolyl cis-trans isomerase activity. The coding region runs from base 23 to 682 and encodes 219 amino acids. Gene Ontology annotation, biological process: protein peptidyl-prolyl isomerization; protein folding.
UUACUACUACUUAUUGCACGGCAUGUUUGGGAGGAUAUCCCUGGCGUUCAUCAUCGUCACUAUUGCAGCGUUCCUCUGCGCGCAAUCCGUAGACGCUGCAAAGGGACCAAAAAUUACUCACAAAGUUUACUUUGACAUCAAGCAUGGCGACAAGGAUUUGGGCAGAGUUGUCAUGGGUCUCUAUGGCGGAACCGUUCCCAAGACCGUCGAGAAUUUCCGCGCCUUGGCCACCGGCAAAGAUAAGGACGGCAAUGACCUCGGUUAUGGUUACAAGGGUUCGAAGUUCCACCGUGUCAUCAAAAAUUUCAUGAUUCAGGGUGGUGACUUCACCAAGGGUGACGGUACUGGUGGCAAGUCUAUCUAUGGUGACAGGUUUCCGGACGAAAACUUCAAACUCAAGCAUACUGGUCCCGGUACACUUUCGAUGGCGAAUGCUGGGAAAGAUACCAACGGCUCACAAUUCUUUAUUUGUACCGUCGUGACGAACUGGCUGGAUCGUAAACAUGUUGUGUUCGGCCAAGUUCUCGAAGGAAUGGACAUUGUUUAUGCUAUUGAGGACGUUCCCAAGGGUAGUAACAAUAAACCACUAGAAGAUGUCGUCAUUUCCGACUCUGGAGAGUUGCCUAUCGAGCCGGUUUACGAUACGGAUGGAAAAGAGGUACCACUCCGUGCUGAGCUCUAGUCCAGUACUCAUGUUUUGAGCAAUUUUGUCAAUAAAACACGUCAUAUUUAACAGGACUUCAAUAUUGAACCCACUUCGAUUUCUGGACUCGCCCCUGCUUCCCUCAGCAAUCCCGAGAGCACAGGUUUACCAGCGCUCAGCGAGAAGAUGGACAUUACCUCGGUGUUCUCGUUGCUUUGGCGGGAGCAUUAUAUCGGUAUAUUAUUCGUUCUAUCGGCUGGUACCUUCGCUUGGUGCAUGUGGUGUGGGGGACUCCGCAUUAUGCGCCGUACGCUACGUCGUUCCCGUGGCACCAGCUAUAGUCGUGUCCGUGACGAAGACCUCGAGAAAUGAGUUAGCGAUAUCACUCCUAUAUCACUCCUUUGACUUUUCACUCCUUGAAUUCGUGUUUUCAACUGGGACCUCUGAAUGCUUUAUUCUUUAUAUCUCUAAUGUCUGAGUCGGAGGGUAGUAGAUACGUAAACCUAUGUUUGGUUGAUCAGUAUGGAAAUGCGAGU